UAUAAUUUGCGUGAAAGUGGAUACGUUCUCUUCGGGUUUGGGGCGGUUGAGCCGGGUUGGACUUACCCGGAUCUACCCGCUACCGUUCUGACUCGAGCCGGACCGUUUUUCACAAAAUGAAGCAAGCCCAUAUUUGCAGACCAUUUUUCAAACAAGAGUAAGAACAAAAACCCUUGUUCACCGCCGGCAGUCCUUCCGCCCUAGUUAUGCCGCUGAAAUAAUUUUGUCCUGUGGCCUGCGGGAGUGAUUGAUGAAUGUGAAUGCGUUGAUUGAUGUGGUUUGUGAAGCGAUUGAUGUCGUUUGCCUAAUGUUAGUGUAGAACCAUUGCAGCUGAAUCCUUUUUGCGCCAUGAAGAUGUUCUUUUUAUUGGAUCAGCGGAGGCAUUGUUUUUAUUCCAGAAGUCCUUAUAAAAGUGUGAAAAUAAAUUUCUGCGCAAUGACUUUAGUUUAUGUUGGCCUAACAUUGAUUCUUGAUUGGUUGAUUUUAUGGGUUCGACAACCGUUGGGCUUACUGGAACUUUUAAAAGUAUAUCAGAUUUCAUGUGUGAAGAGAAAUGCCCCACAGAACACGACCUAUGACCGCCCUCUUGCUUUUCACGGGGCUAAAUGCUGUUUUGAUGUCAACAAUAACCCCUGUCUAUGAUUUUGUCUGCUUCCUCCCAUACUGGGAAAGAAGGAGAGAGCGCCGGCGCCAGGAACGUGAAGCUGCAUCUACCAAAGGUUUUGGAUCAUCAUAAUAUCAGAAUAUCAGAAACUCAUAAUCAUUUCUUGGGCUUUGCUCCAAAUCUUAAUUAUAGCUCGAUUAUGUACCUGAAGGUGAGGAACAUCAUUAAAAACAAAAGAAGUCCUCCGAGUGUCAAUUGUUUUAGAGAAAUUAGCAUGCUUGUCAAUGUAUUGUAGGAGAUGGCUGUAAAUGUAUUAUUUGUAAAUUACUUUCUUCUGACAAGAGUGGAAUGCAGAUUAUCAGUGCAGCUUCAUAAGAAGCUUAUCAUUAAUUUUGUUGAGAAUUUUGAGUGACUUGUGAGCACUUCUAGAAUGAUUUAUGGCUGAAUACUUUCUCCAUGGUCUUUUGUCUC
Messenger RNA from Sesamum indicum (sesame), 1075 nucleotides. RefSeq lists its product as uncharacterized. The record is from RefSeq and is a predicted model, not a curated record. NCBI's taxonomy places the organism in Eukaryota, Viridiplantae, Streptophyta, Magnoliopsida, Lamiales, Pedaliaceae.